UCGUCUGACAACACAAUGGAGAGAAAACCUGGGACGAAGCCACAUAAAUUUUGUGUUUUUGUAUGAAAUUCGGAUGGCGGCGACGUGCCGAAAUUCGAAAAUGGGACAGCCGAUGUAUUGCGCUGCAAUUGUCUGACUGGUCGUUCGAUUGUUUAUUCCGAUACACUGGAACCUUCCUUAGAUACUAAGGAACCAUAUACGUAUUUAUGACCUUCCUUUUUCAUCGGAUUAAAUUGUGGCCAACCUAAUUCAGAACAACUUUGACACACACAGCCACAGGAUAGGAUGAAUGAACACAUCUCAUAAUGGGUAGAUACCGAAUGCCGCGAUAUUCCUACCAUCUUAGCUUGGCUGGGACAUUGGUAGGAGCUGUUGUGCUACUUAGAGAAUAUGUUGGUGGAAAGAAAUAUGGAGGAAAGGAAAAGCUUGUUGGUAAAACAGUGAUUGUCACUGGAGCAAGUAGUGGUAUUGGAAAAGAGACUGCUGUAGAAUUAGCAAAACGGGGAGCAAGAGUGAUUCUUGCCUGCAGGGAUGAGGAGAAGGCAACAAAGGUUCGUGCUGAGAUUGUGGUCGAAACAGCCAACAGGAAUGUUGAGGUGAAAAAACUUGACCUGGCUUCGAUGGCAUCAAUCAGGAAAUUUGCCAAAGACAUCAUUAUAAACGAAAGACACGUUGAUAUCCUCAUCAACAAUGCUGGAGUGAUGCGAUGUCCAAAGACACUAACCGAGGAUGGCUUUGAGAUGCAACUUGGUGUAAAUCAUUUGGGACACUUUCUGCUGACAAACCUUCUUCUUGACAAACUGAAAGAGUCACAACCUAGUCGUAUUAUUACGCUAUCAAGUGUUGCUCACACGAGAGGGAAAAUAAAUUUUAUAGACUUGAAUAGCAGCAAGGAUUAUGACAAGGCUGAAGCCUAUAAUCAGAGUAAAUUAGCAAAUUUACUAUUCACAAGGGAAUUGGCAAAGAAAUUAGAAGGAACCAAAGUAACAGCCAAUGCUGUCCAUCCAGGAAUAGUCAACACAGACCUGGGACGACAUUUAAGUCUUAAAAAGUCGUAUUUCUCAUGGAUCUUUCUCGGUCCGUUUCUCUGGGUGUUUACAAAGACGCCAAAGCAGGGUGCUCAAACAACCAUAUAUGGUGCAGUGAACCCUGGGUUAGAAAAUGUGUCGGGAAAAUAUUACAGCAAUUGUAAGGAAACUAAACCGUCAAAGGAUGCUCAGGAUGAUGCUGCUGCAAAAAGAUUAUGGCUAGUUAGUGAAAGAUGGACUCGGUUAUCAUGACACGUGUGAGGACUUUGGAAGUAUGUGUGAUUUUUCUAGUGCAAGUGACAUUAGUUGGUGAGAGUCAGUUGAGCUUAUCAAGGAGUUCAUUGGAAGAGAAGAACCUUAGUCGGGUAAACAUGAACUAAACAACGUCGACUCGACUUCCAGACUCAAUCAAAGUCAUCUGGUGACAUUUUCAAAUUAACUUAGUUCAAGAUUGCACAUGAACUGCUUUCACAUUGAUGAAUAACAUUAACUUGGAAAAGAAUAUAUACAAACAUUUUGAUUUGAAAUGUGCAACAGGUGGAAAUAAUGAGGUCGUAUUCCAAGUUGGGAGUGGCUUCCUACAAAUUGCAAUACAACUUUAUUAUUAACCCCUUAUGCACAGGCCUGGAUUUGUCAAACUCUUGUGGAUAAAGAUUUGACACAAAAUUCAUCAUAAUCUCAAUAUCAGCAACGCAUCAUCGUUCUGCUGAGGGUCCGGCAUUUUUACAUAUGUUUAUGAUUGUCUGAAAUAUAUA
This is a messenger RNA of Lineus longissimus, 1783 nucleotides long. Its product is annotated as retinol dehydrogenase 13-like. The record is from RefSeq and is a predicted model, not a curated record. The coding region runs from base 306 to 1280 and encodes 324 amino acids. The transcript is spliced from 7 exons. Lineage: Eukaryota; Metazoa; Nemertea; Pilidiophora; Heteronemertea; Lineidae.